Penicillium roqueforti is the source of this 1809-nucleotide messenger RNA. Its product is annotated as PARP-type zinc finger-containing protein. Gene Ontology annotation, molecular function: zinc ion binding; DNA binding. The record is from RefSeq and is a predicted model, not a curated record. The coding region runs from base 1 to 1809 and encodes 602 amino acids. The transcript is spliced from 5 exons. Lineage: Eukaryota; Fungi; Ascomycota; Eurotiomycetes; Eurotiales; Aspergillaceae.
AUGCCCUACCGUUUCGAGGUCGCUGCUCAAGGCCGUGCUGGCUGCAAAGGCUCUGAAUGUGCCAAGGAGAAGACAAAGAUCGCCAAGGGUGAAUUGCGAGUCGGCAGCUGGGUUGACGGCUCGACCUUCCAGAGCUGGUCCUGGCGCCACUGGGGCUGCUUCACCCCCAAGCAAAUUAUGAACGUCAAGAAGGCGCUCACUGAGAACAGCGAGGAUCCUGAUUUCUCUCGCAUUGAUGGCUUUGAUGAGAUGAGCAAGGAACUACAGGCCAAGAUUCGCAAGGCCAUCGAAGUGGGCCACGUCGAAGACGACGAGUGGAAGGGCGAUAUUGAAUGCAACCGCCCUGGACAAUCUCGCAUGCGUGUCAGGGCUGGUAAGGGCAAGGCCGAUGAGCCGAAGGACGAUGAUGAGCAGUCCUCUCCUGCCAAGAAGCAUGGCCUGACUGAUUCUGAGGAUGCUGCCGAGGGGCCCGCCAAGAAGAAGCAAACUCGUGCUAAGAAAGCUGACGAGGAUGAUGCUAUCUCUGAGGCCACUGUCAUUGAGGCUGAGCCCAAGGAGCCCAAGAAGCGUGGUCGUCCCGCCAAGAAGGCUGCCGAGGAGCAAGUUGCUCCUGCUGAGACCGAUGUCAAGGUCGAGCCCAAGAAGCGUGGCCGUCCUGCAAAGAAGGCUAGUCCUGAUGCCGACAACGAGGUCAAGGCCGAGCCCAAGAAGCGUGGCCGUCCCGCCAAGAGAGUUUCUGACGAAGGUGCCGAUGCUGACACUAAGCUCACCACCGAGUCCGCUGAACCCAAGAAGCAUGAUCAUGAUACUCGUGGCAAGAAGAUCAGUGCCUCUCCCGAUAUUGAGCCUAAGGAGGUGUCCACCAAGCGUGCGACUCCCAGCAAGAAAGUCUCUCCCUCUGAGACUACCGACACCGAGAAGUCCGACGAAGUUGAGCCUGCCGAAGAGGAUCAGCCAACCAAGGAGGUGACUGUGACUCGUACCACUCGUUCCACUCGUUCCAGUGCCAAGAAAGAUCUCGACAAAGAUGUUUCCCCCGUCGACAAGGAUAUCUCAUCUGCCGACAGCGAGACCGCCAUUGCCGCCGAGCCUAAGAAGCGUGCAACUCGCGCCAAGAAGGAUCCCAAGAACGAUGUUUCUCCCAACAAAGAAGUCUCCUCUACCGACAACGAGACUAGCCCUACCAACGGCAAGACCAAGAAGUCUGUCCCCCGUGCCAAGGCUGUUAGCGCAAAGACCAACGGCUCAAAGGCUACUAAGGCUACCAAGGAAGCCAAGACCAGCGAAUCCGAUGCUUCCAAGGAUAGCCAAGCCGAGGAGUUGACCGAGAAGUCCCGCACUCGCAGUGCCACCAGCAAGACCAAGGACAACAACAGCACCCCCGAGAACAAGCCCAAGGCAACUCGCGGCCGCAAGCCUGCAGCCAACAAGGCUAAGCAGGCGUCCACCGACGACGUUGCUGAAACCACCGAGAAGCCCAAGAGAGGUCGCAGGCCAGCUGCCGUGAAGGUCGCCGCUAAGCCCGCUGACCAGGCUGUUGAGGAGUCUUCCGAGGCCUCCCCUGAGACAUCUGUCAGUAUUGAGCGCACCAUCGUGAAGACCGAGGCUGCUCCCGAGAUUAGGAUUGCUUCCCCCGAAAUUUCCGAUGAGCCUAUUGUCAUCGACGCCGAGAAGCCCGCCGAGGGCGCCAUUGAGAUGCCCCUCGAGUCUCCCCUCAAGCCAAUCAAGGCUGAGGACGUUGAGAUGCCCCUUGAGUCUGAGUCUCCUCUGAAGCCAGUCAAGGCUGAGAAGACUAACGAUGACUACUGA